Messenger RNA from Conger conger (European conger), 1050 nucleotides. Its product is annotated as homeobox protein Nkx-2.4-like. Gene Ontology annotation, biological process: cell differentiation; regulation of transcription by RNA polymerase II. Gene Ontology annotation, cellular component: nucleus. Gene Ontology annotation, molecular function: DNA-binding transcription factor activity, RNA polymerase II-specific; RNA polymerase II cis-regulatory region sequence-specific DNA binding. Bases 1 to 1050 code for a protein of 349 amino acids. The record is from RefSeq and is a predicted model, not a curated record. NCBI's taxonomy places the organism in Eukaryota, Metazoa, Chordata, Actinopteri, Anguilliformes, Congridae. The transcript is spliced from 2 exons.
AUGUCGUUGAGCCCAAAGCACACAACGCCUUUCUCAGUGACAGAUAUUUUGAGUCCUAUCGAGGAGACCUACAAGAAGUUUAGUGGCAUGGACGGCACCGGGAACCUCACCUCUCCACUGGGAGCUUACCGACAACCUCAGGUUUCUCAGCCUGGCAUGCAGCAGCAUUCUAUGGGCCACAACGCUACCGUCGCGACCACCUACCACAUGCCACACAGUGUCUCUCAGUUCUCGCACAGUGCCAUGGGAGGGUACUGCAAUGGAAGCAUUAGCAACAUGGGAGACCUUCCCUCGUACCAAGAAACCAUGAGAAAUAGCGCAGCAGCAACAGGGUGGUACGGCGCAAACCCCGACCCAAGAUAUUCAACAAUUUCUAGAUUCAUGGGACCUUCCACAGGUAUGAAUAUGACCGGAAUGGGGACGUUGACAGGAAUGGCGGACGCCACCAAAUCCAUGCCACCUUUGCAUGCGGCGCCCAGGAGGAAACGGAGAGUUCUCUUCUCUCAGGCUCAGGUGUACGAGCUGGAAAGGAGAUUUAAGCAACAGAAAUACCUCUCGGCACCAGAGAGGGAACACCUGGCGAGUAUGAUCCACCUCACGCCGACUCAAGUCAAGAUCUGGUUCCAGAACCACAGGUACAAGAUGAAACGGCAGGCCAAGGACAAAGCCACGCAGCAGCUGCAGCAGGAAAACAACCUGUGCCCGCAGCAGCAGUCUCCGAGGCGGGUGGCCGUUCCCGUUCUCGUUAAGGAUGGUAAACCAUGUCAGAAUGGCUCUAACACGCCGACGCCAAAUCAGCAACAGGUCCAGCAGCACCAACAGCAACAGAACGGCUCUGGGGGAGUUAUACCCGCUUCCAGCAAUAGCAUCAAUCAGCACCAAAACCAGCAGGUGAACCCUUUGGUUCAGGCCCAAGACCUGGAGGAAAUGUCACCAAGCCCUCCGUCUCUGCACAGCCAGAUCAGCAACCUGGCACAGAUUGACACUUCUGCUGUAGAUUACACCAACAAUAUGGUCAGUUCGAACCUGCUUUAUGGCAGAACGUGGUAG